CUCUGUUGCUGCUUCUGCGGUUGCUGCCGCAGUUGAAUAUAUUUUUUGAGUUCCACUGCCAUCGCCCUGAACUGUCGACUUGACAACUGCUGGAUUCAGCUUUCGGGUCUUCCUUCUUUUGUCCAUCAUUGUUCUUCCUCAGGCGUCGCAAUGGCUUUCUCUCGCUCUCUCACAACCCUCUUGCGCACUUCUCGGCAUGUUGUCGGACCCGCUCGUGUGAACCCCGUCAACAGAGUCUUUGGCCAUGAGAGAUUUGGUGCUAGAACAUAUGCUGCAGCUUUCACCAGAGACAAGCCACAUGUCAACAUUGGUACAAUUGGCCACGUCGAUCACGGCAAAACAACUUUGACUGCCGCCAUCACCAAAAGACAAGCAGAGCAAGGCUUUGCCCAAUUCUUGGACUAUGGCUCCAUCGAUAAAGCCCCCGAAGAGCGCAAGCGUGGUAUCACCAUCUCUUCUGCCCACGUCGAAUACCAAACCCCGAGCCGUCACUACUCCCACGUUGACUGUCCCGGUCACGCCGAUUACAUCAAAAACAUGAUCACUGGUGCCGCACUUAUGGAUGGAGCUAUUGUUGUGGUGGCUGCUGGUGACGGACAAAUGCCUCAAACCCGAGAACAUCUCCUGCUCGCUCGACAGGUCGGUGUGCAAAAGGUCAUUGUCUUUGUCAACAAAGUCGAUACCGUCGAAGACCCCGAAAUGUUGGAACUUGUGGAGAUGGAAAUGCGUGAACUUCUCAGCACCUAUGGCUUCGAAGGCGACGACACCCCUAUCAUCUUUGGUUCAGCCCUCUGCGCCCUUGAAGGCAAGAAGCCCGACAUUGGUGUAGAAAGGAUUGAUGCGUUGCUCGCAGCCGUCGAUACUUGGAUUCCCGAUCCCAUUCGAGACACCGACAAGCCAUUCAUGAUGCCCAUUGAAGAAGUCUUCGGUAUCCCCGGACGUGGUACGGUCGCUUCUGGACGUGUGUUGCGUGGUGUCCUCAAGAAGGAUUCCGAGGUCGAGAUCAUUGGACACGGAAAAACCCCAAUCAAGAGCAAGGUCACCGACAUCGAAACCUUCCACAAGCACUGCGACGAAUCACAAGCUGGUGACAACUCUGGAUUGUUGCUCCGUGGUGUUCGACGUGAGGACUUGACCCGUGGACAGUGUAUCGUCGUGCCAGGAUCUGCCAAAGCACACAAGAAGGCUCUCGUGUCGAUGUACUGCUUGACUGCCGAUGAAGGUGGACGUAAAUCUGGAUUCGGAACCAGCUACAGGCCUAUGGGUUUCAUCAAGACAGCCACCGAAGCCGUCACUUUGGAGUGGCCUCCGGAGAACGAUGACCCCAACAAGAUGGUCAUGCCCGGUGACAACGUUGAGAUGAUCAUGGAGGUUCACCACGAAACCGUCAUGGAGCCUGGUGAGCGAUUCAACCUCCGAGAAGGUGGUCGAACAGUUGCCACUGGUAUCAUCACGAGAGUUGUCGCAUAAGGUCGAUAUGGUCCGAGCUGCAGCCUUCCAAGACAUGAUCGAAUGUAUGAAGUGGCGCCAGAAUUGAGAAAAAGUGACUGACUGUAUCACCAUGUGUGGGUAAGCUUUGGAUUUGUACAUUUUUCAGACAAUACGCUGCGGAGUUUUGCUUGUCAAAAGUCGCACAUGGAAAUGCGAUAUAUGUUAUGUGUUGGUGGGAACAACAGGUCGAGUUGAUUUGAUGUUCCACGCAUAGAUAAAACCUCUCCACUUCAAUUCGAACAUGUCUUAAGAUGUUUAGAAUGCUUCAGUUUCUGAUGAGAUUGGGAUCGAAUGAACUGAACUACGCCUUUGCCUUUACCAACGUUACG
Molecule: messenger RNA, 1820 nt
Organism: Exophiala mesophila
Lineage: Eukaryota; Fungi; Ascomycota; Eurotiomycetes; Chaetothyriales; Herpotrichiellaceae
Product: translation elongation factor Tu
Exons: 4
Coding region: 151-1470 (439 amino acids)
Biological process (GO): mitochondrial translational elongation
Cellular component (GO): mitochondrion
Molecular function (GO): GTPase activity; GTP binding; translation elongation factor activity
Source: RefSeq, a predicted model, not a curated record